Messenger RNA from Neospora caninum, 333 nucleotides. RefSeq lists its product as hypothetical. Gene Ontology annotation, cellular component: precatalytic spliceosome; U2 snRNP. The transcript is spliced from 3 exons. Gene Ontology annotation, biological process: mRNA splicing, via spliceosome. The record is from RefSeq and is a predicted model, not a curated record. The coding region runs from base 1 to 333 and encodes 110 amino acids. Lineage: Eukaryota; Apicomplexa; Conoidasida; Eucoccidiorida; Sarcocystidae.
AUGGCAGCGUAUGACCGAUUCAGCAUCCAAGCGCAACUUCAGCAUCUCCAGAGUAAAUACCAAGGCACCGGCAACGCGCAAACAACGAAACUGGAGUGGGCAACGAGCAUCCAGAGAGACACCCUCGCCUCGCAUGUGGGGCACUACUCGCGACUGGCUUACUUCGCAGUCGUGGAGAACGAAAACGUGAAGCGUCUGCGCUACCGAUUUCUGAACCAACUAGCACGGCCCGUUGCCUUCCCCGCAGAGGAGGCAGAUAACAAGGAGGACGACGACGCGGAGAAGAAGGGGCCGGAGGGAGGAGAAGAGCCUUCCGGGAAAAGUGAAGAGUAG